AUGUUUCGAUCCAUACGACAGUCAGCCAGCUUAAUUUUACUAGCAGUAUUAUUUGUUAUUGGAAUGUACCUGUAUUUUUAUAGUUAUAUACAAACUGAAAGUGAUGUAUCCAGACAUAAACGAUGCAUAUCUGAGUUAGAUUCAUUGAAAUAUCAAUUGAAUGUUGUUACAGAAUAUAAGAACCGAUUGGAUUCUCUUCUGAGUGAAAUGCAGAAAAAAUAUGAUGCAGAAAGGGAACGGUUCAAGGAAAUUAUGGACAGCUGCCUCGCAAUGAAACAACAAACUGCUAUUUGUCAGAGUCAAUUUGAAGAUCUACAAGUUGAGUGUAAAAAUGUAAAAGAGGAAUCGGUAAAGUUAAAAAAGGAAAUGGUGAAGUUGAAACCAGCUAGAUAG
This is a messenger RNA of Leptosia nina, 393 nucleotides long. Lineage: Eukaryota; Metazoa; Arthropoda; Insecta; Lepidoptera; Pieridae. The record is from the annotation of a GenBank genome assembly.